Molecule: messenger RNA, 1382 nt
Organism: Umbelopsis ramanniana AG
Lineage: Eukaryota; Fungi; Mucoromycota; Umbelopsidomycetes; Umbelopsidales; Umbelopsidaceae
Exons: 4
Coding region: 79-1209 (376 amino acids)
Biological process (GO): GDP-mannose metabolic process
Molecular function (GO): GDP-mannose 4,6-dehydratase activity
Source: RefSeq, a predicted model, not a curated record
CUCGCGUUUUUUUCUAUUUUCUCUUCAUUAUCAGCCCUCAAGCGGGUCACACAUCUCUUCCAUCUCUCUCAUCUCAUCAUGUCUGAAUCAGUCCUUGCCCCCGUCAAGAUCCUCGCUAAUCAUAUGAGCCAUCUCUCUCUUGAACAGUACAGAGCCCGUAAGGUUGCUUUGAUCACUGGUGUCACUGGCCAAGACGGUUCCUACUUGACCGAAUUCUUGCUUGACAAGGGUUACGAAGUUCACGGUAUCAUUCGCCGUUCAUCUUCCUUCAACACUGGCCGUAUUGAGCAUAUCUACAAGGACAGACACGAUCAAGGCGUCAAGUUCUUCUUGCACCACGGUGAUCUUACUGAUUCCACAUGCCUGGUCCACAUCGUUAGCCAGGUUCAACCUACUGAAAUCUAUAACUUGGGUGCUCAGUCCCACGUCAAGGUCUCUUUCGAUAUGUCUGAGUACACUGGUGACGUUGAUGCUUUGGGUACUCUUCGUCUUUUGGAUGCUAUCCGCACUUGCGGUCUCCAAGACCGUGUCCGUUUCUACCAAGCCUCUACCUCCGAACUCUACGGUAAGGUUGUCGAGACUCCCCAGAAGGAAACCACUCCUUUCUACCCUCGUUCCCCCUAUGGUGUUGCCAAGCUCUACGGUUUCUGGAUCGUUGUCAACUACCGUGAAUCAUAUGACAUGUAUGCCUGCAACGGUAUCUUGUUCAACCACGAAUCUCCUCGCCGAGGACGUACUUUCGUCACUCGCAAGAUUACCAGAGCUGUUGCUGAUAUCCAUCUUGGUCGCCAGGAAUGCUUGUACCUCGGUAACAUCGAUGCUAAGCGUGAUUGGGGUCAUGCCCGCGAUUACAUUGAGGGUAUGUGGAUGAUGCUUCAACAAGACCAACCUGAGGACUUUGUUCUCGCCACCGGUGAGACCCACACUGUCCGUUCCUUCGUCGAGAAGGCUUUCGGUGUCACUGGACGCAAGAUCGUCUGGGAAGGUGAAGGUGUCAAUGAAGUCGGUAAGGAUGCUGAGAGUGGAAAGGUUCGCGUCCGUAUCGAUCCCAAGUACUUCCGUCCCGCUGAAGUCGAGCUCUUGCUCGGUGAUCCCGCUAAGGCUAAGGAGAAGAUGGGUUGGGAACGCAAGGUCAACUUUGACGAAUUGGUCACCGAGAUGGUCGUCGCUGAUAUCGAAGGCUCUCUCAAGAACGAUACCUACAACUAGACCUAACCAUUUGCACUCCCCCCCAUUCUCCCAUAUAAAUUUUUCGUGUUAUCUCCCUCUGUUACCUUUUUUUCUCUUCUCUCUUCAUCUUGUUUUCAUAGAAAAAAAACAUCCCAAAACCCGCAAAUAAACGAGGAUAUAUAAUCAAUGUUUUCGCUUGGAUCCAAACCAAC